Messenger RNA from Argiope bruennichi, 1303 nucleotides. RefSeq names its product retinaldehyde-binding protein 1-like. Gene Ontology annotation, molecular function: phosphatidylinositol bisphosphate binding. The record is from RefSeq and is a predicted model, not a curated record. Bases 193 to 1077 code for a protein of 294 amino acids. The transcript is spliced from 6 exons. Gene Ontology annotation, cellular component: membrane. Lineage: Eukaryota; Metazoa; Arthropoda; Arachnida; Araneae; Araneidae.
ACCAACACACAAACAUGCUUACCCUAUGCUUACAAAAAUAUCUGUCUUUGCUUUUUAUCGUAACCUAAUUUUAUAAAUCACACAAUGGCUGCCUUAUUGUGUUUUUAACGCAGAAAGUAUUAAGGUGCUAAUAUUGGAGAGUCCAGAUUAUAAAAUUGAUGCCAAAGGAUAAAAUUCCUCAGUCGUCAACGGAUGGCUACUCCCGAAAUACAAACGCCAGAUGAUAUAUUGCCUCUGGACUGCAAAGAAAUUCCGAAAUUUGUACAACAAAUUGCUCUGAAGGAAUUAGGAGAAACAGAAAGCAAACGGGAAAAGUGCCUGAAGGAACUGAGAACUAAGAUAUCUAAUGAGAGAAAUUUGAGGUGUGAUGCAUCCGACAACUUUCUUCUCCGUUUCGUGAGAGCUCGGAAGUUCGACACUGAGGCUGCUUUCACGCUGCUCAAGUCUCACUAUAAACACAGGCUUAAAAACCCGUCCGUCUAUCAGCAAUGGACGCCGAAACAAAAUAUGGAAAUGAUGAAGGCGGAUGCUAUCGGAUUCUUGGAGAAAAGAAAUACGGACGGAUCAGCAAUUUAUUUCGCGAAGGUUGGUCUGUGGAAUCCAGCCGAACUCAGCUUCGAACAGAUCCUCCGAUUCGGUCUCAUCUGCAACGAGAAAGCAGUGGACAGUGAGGUGACUCAAAUAUGUGGAAUAACCAGUAUAGCAGAUAUGAAAGAUUUCUCCUGGUCUCAUCUCAUGUACUUGCCACUCACUAAACUGACGUGUUUUGUGUCGGCUGUGCAGGACUGUCUUCCAGUGAGGCAUAAAGCUAUCCACAUCGUCAACAAUCCUAGCAUAUUUGCUUUCGUAUUCGCUUUGAUAAAGCCACUUAUUAAUAAAAAGCUGAGGGACAGGAUCCACUUCCAUGGUGAUAAUAUGAGCAGUCUACAUGAGCAUGUGUCUCCGUACGUCCUCCCACGUGAAUAUGGAGGGACGCUAGGAACUCUACAAACCGAACCUUUUUACUCGUCCCUACUAGAUAGCGAAGAAGAAUUUUUGCGACGCAGUAAAUACGGUUAUGAAAUGCAGACAGAUUAACGACGUGCAUUUCAUAACUUAAAACGAACGUUUAAUCGCCAGCAGAAAUAGAAUUGUCACAAGUGUGAUAAAUCUAUCACUCCUUGUUGUCAAGAUUUUAGCUUGCGGAUUCUGAAAUGUAAAAAUGUACAGAUAUAUUUCUAAAUAGAUUUAUUUAAAGAUAAGAAAGUUAUUGUAAAAAACAACUGAUUUAUAUUUAUUUUCAUUAAAGAAAUUUUAUAUUUUU